UUUUUUAAGGGGGGUCUGUUAGAAUCCAGCAGCCUCAUACCAGUCUCCACCACGGACUGGAUUAGUUCUUCUGCAACUUGCAAACUUCUUGUUGGACUUUUUUGUCUUCUGCAGGCUGAGCCAGGAUGCCUGAGCCUGUUAAGAAAACAGCUUUUACCAAGAAGCCAAAAUCUUCAGAGGUUGUGGUCGGAGAUUCCAUUACCUUUGAGGCUGAGGUAGAGAAAGAUGGUCUUAGGGUGAGGUGGCAGAGAAAUAACGUAGACAUCGCCGCUAGUGACAAGUACAUCAUCAAAGCCGAUGGCAAAAGCCACUCCUUGACCAUCAACAAGGCUAGCGCCGAGGAUGAAGUCGUCUACGCCAUUAUUGCUGGGGCCGCAAAGGUGAAGUUUGAACUCAAAGUAAAGGAACCAGCAAAAGCAAAAGGUGCUCCAGCUCCUGCACCAGAAGCUCCAGCACCUGCUCCAGAAGCUCCAGCGCCUGCCCCAGAGGCACCAGCACCUGCUCCAGAAGCUCCAGCACCUGCUGUAGAGGGAGAGAAGAAAGAUGAGGCACCUGUUGACGCUCCCGCACCACCACCGGAGGCUCCCAAGGAUGACAUCGGCCUGUUCUUGGAGAGACCAGUUGAUGGAGAAGUCGCUGUUGGGGCAAACAUAAAAUUCACUGCGAAGGUUAGUGGCGCCAACCUACUGAAGAAACCGGUGGUGAAAUGGUUCAAGGGCAAAUGGAUGGACCUGUCCAGCAAAGUGGGCAAACACCUGCAGAUCACUGAGACGUACGACCGGAACAAUAAGAUUUAUACCUUUGAGAUCCAGAUUAUCAAGGCCAAGACCACUUAUGCCGGAGGAUACAGGUGUGAAGUAUCCAGCAAGGACAAGUUUGACAGCUGCAACUUUAACUUAAACGUGAAUGAGGUCAACACUGCCGGAGACAUAGAUAUUCGCUCUGCCUUCAAACGCACGAUCUUAGUAGGACCAGCAAGAAGGAGGAUAUCCGUCGCCAGCGGAGACGGGACUGAAGAAGCUGGAGAACUGGACUUCAGUUCUAUUCUCAAGAAAAGAGACAGUUUCCUGCGUUGCGUAAAUCGUAAUGAGGCUAAGCAGGAUACGGGACCAGACGUCGAUGUUUGGGAGAUCCUUCGUAAGGCACCUCCCUCGGAGUAUGAGAAGAUUGCUUUCCAGUAUGGUAUCACAGAUCUUCGUGGGCUACUGAAACGUCUGAAGAAGAUGAAGAAAGAGGAGAAGAAGAGCGAAGCUUUCUUGAAGAAGCUGGAUCCUGCAUACCAAGUGGAUAAGGGGCAGAAGAUGAAGCUGGUUGUGGAAGUAGCAAAUCCUGAUGCAGAAGUGAAAUGGAUGAAGAAUGGUCAAGAGCUUCGUGUUACUGGAAGCAAGUACAUCUUCGAGAGCAUUGGGAAUAAGAGAAUCUUGACUAUUAAUAACUGCUCGCUGGCCGAUGAUGCAGCAUAUACCUGUGUCAUCGGAGAGGAGAAGUCCUUCACUGAACUGUUCGUAAGAGAGCCACCGGUGCUGAUCCUCCAUCCUCUGGAAGAUCAAGUGGUGAUGGUAGGGGAAAGAGUGGAGUUUGAAUGUGAAGUGUCAGAGGAAGGGGCGCAGGUGAAAUGGGAGAAGAAUGGAGUAGAACUGACCAGAGAAGAAACCUUUAAAUAUCGGUUUAAGAAAGACGGGAAGAAACAUUUCCUCAUCAUUAAUGAGACAACCUUGGAAGACAGUGGCAACUAUGUCGUGAAGACCAACGGAGGAGACUCCGUCGCUGAGCUGUUGGUACAAGAGAAACAGCUGGAAAUUCUGCAGGGUGUAGCCGACCUGACGGUGAAGGCCAAGGAGCAGGCUGUAUUCAAGUGCGAAGUGUCAGACGAGACUGUCACCGGAAUAUGGGUGAAGAAUGGAAAAGAGGUCGUCGCCAAUGAGAGGAUCAAAAUCUCCCAUAUUGGAAGGGUUCACAAGCUGACCAUCGAUGACGUGGUGUCCUCCGACGAAGGAGACUAUUCCUUCAUCCCCAAUGGCUUUGCCUUCAACCUUUCUGCAAAACUGCACUUUAUGGAGGUGAAAAUCGACUUUGUUCCCAGACAAGAACCUCCAAAGAUUAAGCUGGACUAUGCGUCCGGUAAUGCCGACACCAUCAUCGUCGUGGCUGGGAACAAGCUGCGUCUGGACGUUCCUAUCACUGGAGAUCCAGCGCCUACAUUCAUAUGGAGCAAAGGAGACCAGGUCAUUCAACAGGCCCCUGUCAGGACUCACCCUGAGCCAGGGGUGGAGGUCAACGACGAUGUGGAUAUCAUUUCAGAAACUGAUGGCAGAGUCCAUGUGGAGACCCACCCGGACCACUGCGUGUUCAUCAUUGAAGGGGCAGAGAAAUCUGACGAGGGGGCAUACACUGUCCUGCUUAAGAAUCCAGCUGGAGAGGACAAGGCCACCAUUAAUGUGAAAGUCAUUGAGGCACCAGAUCCUCCCCAGGCCCCCAAAAUCCUGAACAUUGGAGAAGAUUUCUGCACCGUUCAGUGGCAGCCACCCAACUAUGAUGGAGGCAUGCCAAUCACAGGUUACGUUUUGGAGAGGAAGAAGAAGAAAAGUUACCGCUGGAUGCGGCUAAACUAUGACCUGGUGAAGGAGCUGACCUAUGAAUCUAAACGUAUGAUUGAAGGAGUCAUCUAUGAGAUGAGGAUCUAUGCCGUCAAUGCCAUUGGCAUGUCUCUUCCCAGCCAGCCUUCUCAGCCAUUCAUGCCAAUUGCUCCCACAAGUGAGCCCACCCAGCUGACCGUGGACGAUGUGAGUGACACCAGCAUCACUCUGAAAUGGAGGCCUCCAGAGAGAAUCGGUGCCGGAGGACUGGACGGAUACAUGGUGGAAUAUUGCAAGGAGGGGUCUUCUGAAUGGGUCCCCGCACUACAAGGCCUAACUGAGAGAACAUCUACUUUGAUCCGAGAUCUUCCCACAGGGGAGAGACUCACCUUCAGGGUCAGAGCAAUCAACCUGGCAGGACCCAGUGAUCCCUGCACCAUGAAAGAGCCUGUCACCAUCCGCGAGAUCAUGCAACGACCAAAGAUCUGGCUCCCACGCUUCCUGAGACAGAAACUUGUGAAGAAAGUUGGUGAGACGGUGAACAUUGUCAUACCCUUCCAGGGAAAACCUCGCCCAGUGGUCACCUGGUUAAAGGACGGCCAACCCAUUGAUCCAAAACAAAUUGGCAUUAGAAACAGCGAGGCCGACACCAUCCUGUUCAUCAGAUCUGCUGAGAGGCAUCACUCCGGAGAAUACCAGGUUAAAAUCCAGAUUGAGAACUGUGAGGACACUGCCACCAUCCAUAUCCAGAUUGUAGACAAGCCCAGUGCUCCUCAAAACUUGAAGAUCGUGGAAAUAUGGGGAUUCAAUGUGGCCCUGGAAUGGUCUCCACCUCAAGACGAUGGAAAUACUGAGAUUAGCGGCUACACUAUCCAAAAAGCAGACAAAAAGACAAUGGAAUGGUUCACAGUCUAUGAACAUUACAGACGUCUUAACUGUGUUGUGUCCGAUCUGAUUAUGGGCAACGAGUAUUUUUUCAGAGUAUUCAGCGCGAACAUGUGUGGACUGAGUGAGAAACCCGCCAACUCCAAGGACAGUGCACAUAUCCUGAAAACAGGAAUUUCCUACAAGCCUCCCAAUUACAAAGAACAUGAGUUUGAGGAGGCACCUAAAUUCACACACCCUCUUGUGAGCCGCUCUGUAGUUGCUGGAUACAAUGCAACCCUCAGCUGUUCUUUGCGUGGUUCACCCAAGCCAAGAAUCACUUGGUACAAGAACAAGAUGGACCUGUCCGGGGAGGCCCGUUACCGCAACUUAAGUAAGCAGGGUGUGCUGACCCUAGAGGUGAGGAAGCCCAGUCCAUUUGAUGGUGGCGUCUACACGUGCAAAGCCGUAAAUGAGCAUGGAGAGGCUGAGACUGAAUGCCGACUGGAGGUUCGAGUGCCCCAGUAAAUUGCAGUGAUGGGUCAUGGCAGGUGAAGGAAGGCGGCAAACCUGUAAGAGGUGCCAUCUACAGAACGCAGCAGUUUCAUACACAUCUAGUGUCCAUACAUGUGUAUAAUGCAGUGCAGACAACACGCUGAUGACAUCAUGAUGACAUCAUCGCACCGCCAUGUGCACUGCAUAUUCCACGACGGAUACAUUGGCUUGAAUUGCAUUUUUUUUUUUCUUGUCUUUUUCUAAAUGUUAUUGAGGAUAUGAUAUGACUCCUAUCUACAGUCAUACACAGAAGUGCUUUAUGUGGAUUCAGAAGGUGAAAUAAAGGAAUAAAAAUGC
Molecule: messenger RNA, 4292 nt
Organism: Bufo bufo (common toad)
Lineage: Eukaryota; Metazoa; Chordata; Amphibia; Anura; Bufonidae
Gene: MYBPC3
Product: myosin binding protein C3
Exons: 36
Coding region: 126-3968 (1280 amino acids)
Molecular function (GO): protein binding
Source: RefSeq, a predicted model, not a curated record